UAUUAGUCGUACUAUUUACGGGAAUGGGAAACAUCGUUGUAGUUUGACGUUGUUAUUAAUUGUUUUUCACUCACUCUAUCGUAAACAAUAAAUAUGCAUACACGCUGUCGACAAUAUAUUAUGCUAUUAAUUAUUAUUUAUUAUAUUAUAUAGGGUAGUUAUAAAUUGGAAGCUCAACCAUGCAGAAAUAUUUUUUUUUUUUGUAUUAAGAAUAUAAAGGCUUCAACAACUGGGCCAUUAGACUGCGGUUGUGUUAAAAUAGUUUUUAAUGGAUAAUUUAGUUAUAAUUGGUGAUUACACGGCUAAGGGAUAAGUAGUUUUUACAGUUUUAUAUAUAUAUACAUUUUUUGUGUGUUGUUUGUUGUAUAGUUUUAUCUUAAUAUUAAAUUUUUGUGUCGAUGCCGAUGGAUUUGAAGAAGCUAGGUAUAUGGAUCAAAUGUGUGUUGUGUUCUCCUAGUGCUUCCUCCGUCCAGUUUGCCAGUUGCCGACUGCCGAGUUGCCACCUGUGAAGUGUCGAAUAUAGUCGUGGACUAUGGUACGGGAGUUCAUCGUUCGGUCGGAGUUGAAUAUAAUCUCAAAUUCUCAUCGCAAUAUGUAUCAGAGGUUUAUUGACGAUCCUUCUGCCGGUCCAUCGUCCACAGUAGCUAUGACCUCAGAAGAAUUAGAACCAUCAUCUCUUAAGUCGACUACAUCCAAAUCAUCGUGUGAAAAGACAUCGGCGCAUAACUUUUUGCAUGCGAAAAAAACGUCUGGCCGUAAAUAUACAGUUUCCGUUGUUCUCAUAUGUAUUUGGCUUUUUUGUACUAUAGUUCUUAUGGCAAAACAAGAAAGAAAAGUAGAUGAUGUCCAUCAAGUAACAUUAGCUCCAAAUCAAACUAAAACUCAGAUAAUAUACAAAAACCAUAUGCCCAACACAAAUAAAAUACAAUUGAUAUUGGCUGGAGCAUUUAUGCCUGAUUAUUAUAGUACUUUGGCAACACAUUUUUUUAACAUUUGGAUAGAGUUUGAUCCAACUGAAGAAUAUGAUGUGCCCUCAAAAUCAGGAUUGAAGUAUGAUGACAUGCAUCAAAGGAACAUAACUCAAAUAUGGUCCAUACCAAUUGUGAGUGAAUCACUUGUUGAAGUUGUUCCUGAAAUGCAUCAUAAUAAAAUUGUUGAAUUGUUUUCAAAUGUUACUCUCCGUGGUGAUACUAGACUUUGUAUGAAUACUACAUUGAGCACUAAUUUUCCUAUUUCAUUCACUUAUGAUUUGUUUCCAAUCAACACAGAAUAUGGUAUAAUUUAUGCUGCUCUUGUACUGAUUGGACUUUAUGUACUGAUUAUAACUGAGGUUAUACACAAAUCGAUUGCAGCAAUAUUAGCAGCCACUACGUCCAUUUCCAUACUUGCACUUUUAGACGAGAGACCAACAAAAGAUGAACUGUCCUCUUGGGUGGAUAUCGAAACAUUGCUUCUCCUUUUCUGUAUGAUGGUUAUUGUUGGUAUUUUAUCCGAAACAGGAAUUUUUGACUACUUGGCAAUCGUAGCAUAUAAAGAAACCAAAGGUAAAAUUUGGCCAUUAAUCAAUACAUUGUGCUUCUUCACUGCUAUGGUAUCUUCUAUUUUGGAUAAUGUUACCACCGUUCUUCUAAUGACACCUAUAACCAUUAGGUUAUGUGAAGUAAUGCAAAUGAAUCCAGUACCCACACUUAUGUGUAUAAUAUUUUAUGCAAACUUAGGAGGGGCUUUAACAUUAAUUGGCGAUCCACCAAAUGUGAUAAUUGGAACAAAUAAAGAUGUCAUUGCAAGUGGAAUCGAUUUUACAACGUUUUCAUUACAUAUGGGUGGUGGUUUGGUAUUCAUAUUUAUAGCUGUAAAUCUACAUUUAAGAUAUAUUUUCCGUAAUAUGCAAGAUUUAAAAUUUACUGAACCAUCUAAUGUUACAGAAUUAAGACAAGAAUUGGCAAUUUGGCAAAAAGCAGCAUCUUCUUUGUCUUCAUACUCAAAAGAAGAAGGGGUUGUAAGAGAUAAACUUCUAAGGAAGUGUAAAACUAUAUUUUCAAAGCUUAAAGAUACUCUUAAAGGUUUCAAGGUUGAUGUCUUACCUACGGAAAGUAUUAAACUUCAAUCCUAUGAUGAAUCCAUAAAGGAUUUUCUGAAUAAGGAUAGUCCUUUAGAUAAAAGUCUUUUAUGGAAAUGUGCUAUUACAUUAGGAUUUGUUAUUACUCUAUUUUGCCUGCAUUCAUUCCCUCAACUAAAUCUUAGUCUCGGAUGGAUUGCUUUACUUGGAACAUUACUCUUACUUAUACUUGCUGAUCAUGUUGAUAUCGAAUGCGUAUUGGGCCGAAUUGAAUGGGCCACAUUGUCAUUCUUCGCUGCACUGUUUAUUUUAAUUGGAGCACUAUCUGAGCUGGGUUUGAUUGAAUGGGUAGGUAAACAGACAGAAGUGAUAAUUAUGUCUGUAGCAAAAGAGUACCGAUUGUCCGUUGCUAUAAUUUUAGUUCUAUGGGUUUCUACCAUUGUCUCUUCAUUUGUUGACAAUAUUCCACUGACUACUAUGAUGAUAAAGGUGAUAACAUCGUUGUCUCAAAACCCUGAGCUAGAAUUACCAUUGCCGCCUUUGGUAUAUGCAUUAGCAUUUGGUGGUUGUCUUGGUGGAAAUGGAACAUUGAUAGCUGCUUCAUGUAAUAUGGUAUGUGCUGGAGUAGCUGAACAACAUGGAUACCGAAUUUCCUUUGUGCAGUUCUUCAAAGUUGGAUACCCAGUGAUGUUAUGUAGCGUAGUUAUUGCUACAGUGUAUUUACUUGUUACUCACGUGACAUUUGGAUGGAAUACAUGAAUACAUAAUGCUGUUUGUUUCGUCAUCAGAAUUUCUAAAACUUUGUUCCUGCAAAAAUACCUAACUGACAAAAAAAGAAAUUAAUUCGUUUUCUUUACUUAAGUUCGAAUUUAAAUUAAUUUUUUUUCUUAUUUAAGUAGUAUUAAGUAAAUUUAUAAUAAUUUAUUUAACAAAAAACCCUAUUUUUUUAAAUUUGAUGUUAUUUAAUAUUAUUAAGUAUAGAAGUUAUGUAUUUUAACUAUAGAAUUUUUUUUGUCUUUUUAUUUAUAUUCAGAUAAGUGAUAAGUUCAUUGUUGCCAUAGAUUAUAUUUCAAUAUUUUUUUGUUAGGAUAUACUUGUUAUACGUCUUAAUACUAACCAUAGUACCUAAUGGAUUUUAUGUAUGCAAGUGGUAUACAAUAUAAAGUUAUUUUGUUUA
Messenger RNA from Acyrthosiphon pisum (pea aphid), 3236 nucleotides. RefSeq names its product P protein. Gene Ontology annotation, biological process: transmembrane transport. The record is from RefSeq and is a predicted model, not a curated record. Lineage: Eukaryota; Metazoa; Arthropoda; Insecta; Hemiptera; Aphididae. The coding region runs from base 533 to 2818 and encodes 761 amino acids. Gene Ontology annotation, cellular component: membrane. The transcript has 21 exons.